Molecule: messenger RNA, 2040 nt
Organism: Penicillium verrucosum
Lineage: Eukaryota; Fungi; Ascomycota; Eurotiomycetes; Eurotiales; Aspergillaceae
Gene: pex8
Product: putative peroxisomal membrane protein Pex17
Exons: 5
Coding region: 1-2040 (679 amino acids)
Source: RefSeq, a predicted model, not a curated record
AUGGCCACGGAACGAUCUCUUGCUACGCUGCUGCGGUCGCUGCAGGCGACUUCCAGCUUCCAAGAUGCCGCUUCUCUUCUUCCCACGGCUACCAGUUUCCUGUCAAUGUUGGGAAACCCUCUAAAUCUAACACUUCUUUCAUCGCAACUCCUCACGGCACCUUCGCUCUGGAGCCACCCCGUUGACCUCCAAUCAUGUCGCAAGAUCCUCAGCGUCUUCAACACCGCCGCCAUCGCUGUCUUGCAGAAUGAUACCACCGACGAACCUCGGAUACCGUACGGGCGUAAUAGGAAGAUUGAGUAUGAGGCGUGGGUCAAGGCGGUCGCCGAGGGCGCCGAUGAUAAGUCCCCGCGGUGGAGGCAUACACUUCUGCUGGGCGGAAUCUUGAUGGGAUUCGAGGGACAAAACCGACGGGGCUUACCACGGCACGUUCGGGUGAAACUCGAGUCGGCGCUUGCGAGAGCGGCGCAAUUAGCGCUGGAGGAGGUUGGCCCUGAGACUGGGGUUGAUGGGCAGUGCAUCACCAUGGUCUUGAACUAUACAUUUGAGCUUCUGUCUGAUCUCGAGAGAAGCAAGCUGGAUUAUGAUCGCUUGCUCCCGGCGAUGAUUCAGUCGGCGUAUUUGUCUUCGGAGGGCCUUGAGGGUGGCUAUUUCUUGGGAUCUAUCGAUCAAGAUGUUGUUGAGGCUCCCGGGAAGCAGUUCCGCUGGUCAUCCAACUCCCCCACGUUUGGUGUCGUCUCGGGGGUAGCCGCUCGCCCACUUGUGUCCACUCUGGGGCCUCUGUCUCGUCUCAUUGCGCAUUCUGUUGAUAAUGUUCGGGAUCCGAGGAUUGUUGCGCAGACUGUUGAUUAUCUGGCGGGCUUCGUUCGGACGCUCAUGGUUCAAUGGCGGCAGAACAAAUUGUCUGAGAUUGAUGUUGCGGAAGAAGCAGAGUUCCUAGACGCAGAAUCCCGGGAAAUUACACUUCCUGCCCUCUGGAAGAUGCUGCGAAAUUGCUUAUAUUCGGUGGUUAUUACCCUUCGGGCUGUGCUGGGGAGAACUAUCAACGACCCAGCUCUUGCUGCCAACAGUAGCGCCCCAUACCUAUCGAUGCAAUGUCUCCACAUACUUCGCAACAUGUAUUUCAUCUCUUCUCGGCUUGGCCAGAAUGCCUCAUCUCAGCAGACGUUCGUGCUGUUGGCAGCCAUAGACAUCCUUUCACAAUACCCCGUCCUCGCCGAGAACUUCCUGCGGAGCAUUAAGCCAAGCGAUAUUGGACAAAUUCCUGCUCACCCAGUUGAACGAUGUCUGGAUCUAUUUUUCUUGAAUGUCGCAGAGCAUUUCCCUCUUGUUAUAUCCUCGGAGACAAGCGAGGAACUAUUAUUGUCCGCUGCUUUCCCAUAUCUCGCAGCCGGUGCUAACAGUCUUCUGUUGGAAAUUUUCGAAGCUGCUCACAGCCUGGUGCUUGUUGUCUUCGCUAUUCCGCAUAAUUCGGAAUUAGCUACCAAACACCUGCCUUUCUAUAUCGAAAACCUGUUUGCUGUUUUCCCCAAUAACCUUUCCGCGCGCCAAUUCCGCCUUGCUUUCAAGACCGUCAUCCAAAUUACAGCACCUCCUUCUCCCCUAGCAAAUACUCAGCCCCUUCUCCCCUCCAUCUUGCUGGAAGUUGUUCACGACCGUGCUUUGAAUGCUUCCUCUACACCGCUCCCCCGCAGGAGUCCACCUGUCUCCGAACAGGCUGUUCUAACCCUUGCUCUUCUCGAUUCCCUUUCAUUCCUCCGAGUCGAAGAUCUGAAAGAAUGGCUCCCCUUGGCAGCACAAUUGAUCAACACAAUUUCCGACCGCAAUAUGCGACAUGCUUGUAUCGAUCGUUUCUGGGAAGCCCUAGCUGGCGGUGAGAUGGAUGUUGAUCGAUCGCACUGCUGCGUUACAUGGUGGAGCACUGAAGGUGGACGUGAGCUUGUCCUUUUCGGCGCGGAGACCGCCGAGAACGAGUCGGAUGAGAGUGGACCUUACAUGAGUGGCGCGGUUGGAGGAGUCGCGCCUGAAAGUAAGCUAUAA